AUGCUUUCAUCCAAUUUUGUCAGGCUUGCAUGCCUUCUCUCAAUAGUUGGAGGGGCAAUUUCUCGACCGCAACCUGUACCUCAAGCGGAAUCAGAAGAGGUGAAUUAUAUAUUCAAGUCUACUCCACCGAGCUUGUCGGGCUCACUCUCCAACUCUUUAGCGGCCCACCCACACCCUCCGGCUAACACCGCAGCGCCACCACCUCCUCUCGAUAGCCCAGCUCCACCCCCAGCCGAAGAUGACAAGCCUCCGUCCCCACCAGGUGCCGAACCUGGACAACCAGGAGCAAAAAAGAAGCCGGGUAAGGAUGCGAAGCCUGCGGGUCCACCGCGUGCCCCAGAUGCCAAGCCUGACGGUCCACCAGGCGCCAACCCGGACGGUCCAGGAAUGGAUGCUGGGCCACCACCUUCUCUUGACCCCCAGGCACCAGAACCAGCCCCAGGCCCCGGGGCUCCUCCCCCACCUGGACCAAUGACUCCUGGCAAAAACGCUGGCUUACCGCCCCCUCCGGACGCCCCAGGACCCCCGGGUAAGAACGCCGGUCCCCCUGGAAAGAAUGCUGGUGGACCUGGAAAGAAUGCCGGCGGACCCGGGAAGAAUGCAGGUGGACCCGGAAAGGAUGCUGGUCCACCCGGAAAGGAUGCUGGUCCACCUGGAAAGGAUGCUGGUCCACCCGGAAAGGAUGCUGGUCCACCUGGAAAGGAGGCCGGUCCACCCGGAAAGGAGGCCGGUCCACCCGGAAAGAACGUCGGUCCAGACGGCCCACCUCCACCGAAUCCGGAGACGAACCCACCUUCUCCGGCGAAGGACGACCCAGCUAACAAAAAGCCGGGACCUAAGAAGCCCGAUGGAUCUCGACCUCCUCCUGAUGGCGGAAAGAAGAAGGGAGAUGACCAGGGUACUGGUGACAGAUCUUCAGCUUCGGAGCUCUCAGGCUCGGUCCUUACCCCUGGAUUCUCCCUCCUUUUGGCUGGGAUAGUGUCUCUUCUUGCUUAGAUUUUUCCUUAUUUAUUGGCCCUUGUGUUUGGAUUAAAUAGCUGUCGGUUGUGGAUGAAAUGUGUCUUACUUUUUUUUUAAACAAAAUAAUUAAUCUCUUGCAAUUAAUUUCCAUAAAACUACAA
Messenger RNA from Puccinia graminis f. sp. tritici CRL 75-36-700-3, 1121 nucleotides. RefSeq lists its product as uncharacterized. NCBI's taxonomy places the organism in Eukaryota, Fungi, Basidiomycota, Pucciniomycetes, Pucciniales, Pucciniaceae. Bases 1 to 996 code for a protein of 331 amino acids. The record is from RefSeq and is a predicted model, not a curated record. The transcript has 3 exons.